CCACGCCCACGGGGCGGGGCUUCCCGGCUCUCUGACAUUCCACCCCCAUCCGCCACCUGCCCGGGUCGUUAGCCUGCCCGACCCAAAGUCCCCUCCAGGUCCAAACCAGACUGGGUGCGGGCGGACCGAGGAGGACCGACGCACUCACAUGUGGUCCUACGCGCCUACUGUGUGCCAUGCCCUAGUCUACGUGCUGCAAAUACGCUCGGAAAAAAGAGACGAAACAGCCUGCGCUUGUGUGGCUCAGAGGCCCCUGCAGGGAGAAACACACCCCUUUCUUCACGACCUUAGGUGGCGAGCCCACGUGACCAAACAAGCCAGACCACUGAGCAUGGUGUAGACCAAGGACACUGCCCUGGACUCCAUGGAGCCACAACCGGACACCAGUCACAAGGAGAACAUGCCCCCAAGGCCUGGGGCACCCCUGAGGCCAGAGCCACAGAGAUUCCAGAGCAGCCUGGGCGUCGGCCCGGGCAGUGGAUGUGGCCAGCGGGUGCCCAAGAGGGGAAGUCCUGCUGCCACGCCCUCCCCAGGGGCGGCGCUGCACCAGGAGCCCUGCGGGGUCCAGACCAACCUCGCCAGCCCGGGUCCCCGCCUGGGCCUAGCCCUGAGGGACAGCAGGGGCCCACUGGCCAUGUCAAGCUUCUGGCAACAGAGUAACCUGCAGCCUGCCGCUGGGAGGCCCCAGGGCAAGGCCCGAGAGUUUGCCCAGCAGAGUAACCUGAGCAUGAGCGAGACCACCAGCCCCCGCCUCUGGCCGGAGUCUCGGGAAAGCUUCGGGCCCCACGUGCUGCCCUGGGGAAGUCCCCUACCCCAGGGGCCACUGAGUCACCCAUCCCGCAGCCUGAUGCAGUCCAGGCUGCCGGCCACAGACACGCACAGCCUGGACUUGAGGCCCGAGGCAGGCUUUGCCCCUCUCAGUGGGCGCACACAGCCAGGCCCCAGGUCCUGGCGUGGCCUGGGGAACUGGCCCUCCAGGGUGGAAGCGGAACCCCUCACGCUGGACGACCUGGCUGUCCCUGGCCAGAGCCAGGCUCGGGCCCCAUCCCAUGCUGCCAUCCACCAGCUACUGGCCUCCGUACGGCGCCUGGAGCAGGAGGCGGCCCGUCUCCAGUGCAGGGCGUCCCAGGGGUCCCCAGGUGCUGCGCAGCGGGACCCCUGGGCCAGCAGCGGCCGGGCGCCCCAGCCCAGCCGGCCUGCUCUUGCCUUCUGGCAGGAGAGGAGGAAGAGACUCCCCCAAGGCCACAGGGAAACUGCAGAUUUCCUCGAGUCCCAGGGGGCUCAGGCUGGUCCCUCAAAGUCUUGGACACGCAGCAAGCCAGCGUGGCCGGAGACCACUUCGGGGAUGCUGCCUGGAGAUCUUGACCCUGAGCAGGGGCCCCUUCCCGCACACCCCCUGCGGCCCGGGGAGGACUGCUCCCCAGGGCCUGUGUGUGGCAGGGCGCAGAGGGGCCACCCUCGUCUUCCUCAAGGGGUGUACAGCAGGGAGGCCACACCCUGCUCUUCAGCCUUCUCUGGCGCAGCUCGGGGGGGCCUACCUAGGCGGAAAGGAGAGGAGGGGGCCCUGAGGGAGCUGGCCCACAGGGAGGAGGAGAGCACGGCUUCCUGUCCGCCAGACGCAGCCCCAGCCAGGAGCACCCCGAAGAACCAGGUCCCAAACACUGUGGCUCUGGAAUCGGAGGCAGUCCGGUGA
Molecule: messenger RNA, 1693 nt
Organism: Microcebus murinus (gray mouse lemur)
Lineage: Eukaryota; Metazoa; Chordata; Mammalia; Primates; Cheirogaleidae
Source: RefSeq, a predicted model, not a curated record